CUCAGUGUCUUUAUAAGCUUCAGUCUCUCUUCUCCUCACACUCCAACCCUGCUCACCUCUCAGCUGGACAGUAAGGGACGUUUACACCACACACUGACAACAUGCUGGGGACGCUCUGCACUCUCAUCACUGCUCUAACAUGUGUGAGUGGUGUGACAGUGGUGACACAGAAGCCUCCUGUUGUGACGCUGAGGAAAGGAGAGACAGCCACCAUGGACUGUAACCUGGGGACUGUUACUCUCAGUCCUGCCCGCUGGUAUAAACAGAUUCCAGGAGGAGUUCCUCAGUUUGUGCUGGUGUACUAUCAUGGCUGGUGGUCUGUAACUUACGGUGCUGGUUUCUCCUCUCCAAAACACACUUCUAAUUAUGAGAAUGAAUCAAGUUAUCGUAUGAUCAUCACCAAUGUGGAGGAGGGAGACUCAGCAGUCUAUUACUGUAAAACAUGGGAUGGCUCUGUUAAUGAUGUGGUAUUCGGACAAGGCACCAAGCUGAUUGUGACAGGCUCCGGUCUCUCUCCUCCUGUCCUGACAGUCUUCCCUCCGUCCAGUGCUCAGCUCCAGUCCAACAAAGCCACUCUGCUCUGUCUGUUCAGCUUGCCCACUGAGUCUAAGGGUUUAGCAGAAGUGACCUGGUUGGGUGAUGGGUGUCCAGUGAGCAGUGGGAUCUCUACCAGCACCGCUGUUCACCAACCAGACCAGACUUUCCAAAUCAGCAGCUACUUGUCCAUUAAACCCUCCCAAUGGCUCAUGGACAAAGUCUUCACGUGUAAAGUGUCUUUGGGGUCCCAGAGCUCCAAGAAGAACAUAACAAUGUCUGACUGCCACGUGAAUUAGAAGGGGACUAGAUUUAGUAGCAUGUUUUCUGCUAGUGCUGUUUUAGAAAUGUGAAAUUCUUACUUGUUUGUUUCAAUUUGUGUUUUUGUUUUUUUCUUUUCUUUUCUUUUCUUUUCUUUUUUUUUUUUUUUUAAGUUAGCCAGUUAGCUUAUAUUGGCUAAUACCUUGGCUUUCAGCUUUUCUCAUUUGCAUGGAUUCCUUUAAUAAAAGCAUUUUAUUUGGAAAAACCACUUUUCAUUUGUUUGUUUGAUGUGAAAACCAAAUACAAUUUAAUUUGAUUUAUAAUUCAUGGCUUCUUUCAUAAUGACUUCAUGAUGAUUUCUGUCUCUGAAAAACACUAAUGACCUUUUUAUUGACAUUUUAAAUUAGAGAACCCACACUCAACUGCAGCAACCACCUUGUAUGUUAUACUUAAUUUUCUGCCCAUGUUUUUGUGUCUCUGGAUGAAUUACCAAUUAAAUUAAACGAU
Seriola dumerili (greater amberjack) is the source of this 1302-nucleotide messenger RNA. Its product is annotated as immunoglobulin lambda-1 light chain-like. The transcript has 4 exons. The record is from RefSeq and is a predicted model, not a curated record. The coding region runs from base 102 to 833 and encodes 243 amino acids. NCBI's taxonomy places the organism in Eukaryota, Metazoa, Chordata, Actinopteri, Carangiformes, Carangidae.